AGGAAGGGAGACCAUGGGGCGAUUCAUCUUUGUGAGCUUCGGCUUGCUGCUCGUGGCCCUCUCCCUAAAUGGAGCUGGAGCUGAUCAUCACUGUCCCUCCGAUUGGACCUCCUAUAACGAGUUUUGCUACAAGGUCUACAACCGAUCGGUCACCUGGAACGCUGCAGAGAGAUUCUGCAUGCAGCAACAGGAACACAGCCACCUGGCCUCCAUCCAUAGCAAGCCAGAGGCAGAUUUCAUGGCCAACCUGGCCUCCCAUGGGGCCAACCUCCAGUCCAAUGUCUGGAUUGGACUGAAUGAUCCAGAGAAAAAAAACACCUGGCAAUGGAGUGACGGCUCCAAGCUCAACUACAAGUCUUGGAUGCCAGGAGAGCCCAACAACCAUGCAAACAUGGAGUAUUGUGCUGUGUUGUCUGCCUGGUCGCGUUACGUUGGGUGGAACGAUCAGGAUUGUGGGUCCAGGCAUAAUUUUGUCUGCAAGUACCAGCCAAGGAUGGAGGUGUACCCCUCGGAUCUUCCAAACGGAAAGUAAUGAAGUCCUACUUCCUGUUGAAAUCUCCGCUCUGCACCCCUUCGCUUCGUGGUUGAUUUCCAUAGCUUGGAUCAGAGUUUGCUCCUCCUGAUGGGCCAGAAGGUCAAAUAAAUUCUCUCUAGCAUGA
Molecule: messenger RNA, 659 nt
Organism: Ahaetulla prasina
Lineage: Eukaryota; Metazoa; Chordata; Lepidosauria; Squamata; Colubridae
Product: C-type lectin 1-like
Exons: 5
Coding region: 14-532 (172 amino acids)
Molecular function (GO): signaling receptor activity
Source: RefSeq, a predicted model, not a curated record